AUGGAACAGGUGUUCUUGAAUUCUGACAUGGUCUACUUACUGCCAUCUAAUCACCUUCUCAUAGCAAAUGCACUCAUUUGUGAGAGAGCAGGGGCAUUUUCAUUCAUCUGUGACAGCAAAGAUGAAGCAGACAGAGUGCUAUCACAGCUGAAGAUCCUCAUUCGACCCAUGUAUUCCAACCCACCAAUCCAUGGGGCUCGCAUUGUGACAACUGUUCUCAAUGAUCCUCAACUGCGACAACAAUGGUUGAAGGAUGUCAAGGGCAUGGCAGAUAGGAUUCUGACAAUGAGAAGCAAGCUUAGAGAAGGUCUGAAAAAGGAAGGAUCAAUGCAUGACUGGAAGCAUAUCACAGACCAGAUUGGAAUGUUCUGCUUUACUGGGAUGAAGCCCAACCAAGUGGAACGGUUAAUCAGGGAAUUUAGCAUCUACUUGACCAAAGAUGGAAGAAUCUCUGUUGCUGGAAUCUCUUCUGCCAAUGUUGGCUACCUAGCCCAUGCUAUGCACCUUGUCACCAAGUAGAGCAAAGGAUUGCUCUGCUUGCCAUGCGUUCAUCUUAAUCCCCCCUCUUGUUGGUGCAUACUUCCAUCCCGAGUGAGAAAUAAUACUAAUAUGUGGCUCCCCUUUUUCAUUGUUAUAAAGUUCAGUUGUGAUAAGCAGUAAAGUUUGGAUUGUGUAUGAUUAUAUCCUCCC
Molecule: messenger RNA, 690 nt
Organism: Darwinula stevensoni
Lineage: Eukaryota; Metazoa; Arthropoda; Ostracoda; Podocopida; Darwinulidae
Source: the annotation of a GenBank genome assembly